Messenger RNA from Macrosiphum euphorbiae (potato aphid), 606 nucleotides. NCBI's taxonomy places the organism in Eukaryota, Metazoa, Arthropoda, Insecta, Hemiptera, Aphididae. The record is from the annotation of a GenBank genome assembly.
AUGGUGGACUCGAAUUAUAAAUUUAUUGUUGUUGACAUUGGUUCCUUCGGAAAAGAAGGCGAUAGUGGUAUUUUUUUGAAGUCAAAUAUGGGACAAAAAAUUUUAAAUGGGACAUUUUUAUUUCCAGAAAAAUGUCAACUUCCGGGAUCAGAUAAGGUAGCACCCCAUGUAAUUGUAGGUGAUGAGGCUUUUCGCUUACAUAAACAUAUUUUGAAACCAUAUACGAGAAAAUCUGCCAGAGAAAAUCCUUUAGAAGGUGUGUUUAAUUACAGACUAAGUCGUGCUCGAAGAGUUACCGAAAAUGCUUUCGGAUUGCUAAGCCAAAUUUUCAGAAUAUUUUAUCAGCCAAUUAACUUAGAAACGACUACAAUCGACGAUCUAAUUUGGGUAACCUGCUGUCUAAAUAAUAUGUUACGUGAUGGGUACUUGGAAAAAAAUAAACGACCAUUCUUCGAUUACGAUACCGAACAACUACCACCAACUGACAAUUUGAUGCCACUUUCUCGACGAGGAGGGUUAUCAAAUAUUGAAGGAUUUGAAGUUAGAAAUUUGUUUAAAGAAUUUUUUAAUAAUGAAUGGGCUGUUUCUUGGCAAACAAACUCUUAA